AUGGAUUCUUUUAAAGACAAAGAACAACGACAUCAUGGUCACAACGAAGCUAACUGCAUUUUGGUUCAGGGGCCUAUCAUCGUAGGUGCAGGACCCUCUGGACUAGCAGCCUCGGCUUGCCUCAAACAAGAAGGUGUACCUUCUCUUAUCCUUGAGAAAAGUGACUGCAUUGCUUCUUUAUGGCAACACCGGACGUAUGAUCGUCUAAAACUCCAUCUUCCCAAGCAGUUUUGUCAACUCCCACUCCUAGGGUUCCCUCAAAAUUUCCCCAAGUACCCGACCAAACACCAGUUCAUCUCUUACAUGGAGUCCUACGCUUCGCAUUUCUCAAUCCAACCUAGGUUCAACCAGGCGGUGAUAAACGCCGAGUUUGAUCAUGUUACGGCGUCUUGGAGGGUUAAAACUCCAGACUCCGAAUACAUUUCAAGGUGGCUCAUUGUUGCCACCGGUGAAAAUGCUGAGCCUGUAAUACCGGACAUUUCGGGUAUCAAUAUGUUUAAGGGUCGCGUCGUUCAUACAAGUUUAUACAAGUCUGGCUCCGAGUUUAAAAACCAAAGGGUUUUGGUCAUCGGAUGUGGUAACUCCGGCAUGGAAGUCUGCUUGGACCUUUGUCGAUACAAUGCAAUCCCUCAUAUGGUUGUUCGAAACACAGUGCAUGUAUUGCCGAGGGAGAUGUUCGAAUUCUCGACAUUUGGUAUAGCCAUGGCACUUCUCAAAUGGUUCCCCGUGAAGCUAGUGGAUAAGUUGCUUUUGCUGGUAUCCAGCUUCACCUUGGGCGACACAGAUCAAACGGGUCUUCGGCGGCCGAAAACGGGUCCGAUUGAGCUCAAGAAUGUCACCGGAAAGACUCCGGUGCUCGAUGUCGGUGCACUAUCACAAAUAAAAUCCGGUAAAAUUAAGGUGAUGCAAGGUGUUAAGGAGAUCACACGAAAUGGAGCUAAGUUCAUGGAUGGACUAGAAAAUGAGAUUGAUUCAAUAUUAUUGGCAACCGGAUACAAAAGCAACGUGUCUACGUGGCUCAAGAGUUUAGCCGAUUUUUUCACCAAAGAUGGCAUGCCUGAAACGCCGUUUCCUAACGGAUGGAAAGCGGAGAAGGGAUUGUACACGGUCGGGUUUACAAGAAGAGGGCUUCUAGGAACGGCUUCUGACGCCGUUAAGAUUGCUAGAGACAUUGGUGAACAAUGGAGGAUAAUCAAUGACGACUUCUAUUCGAUGAUUGCUGAUGCUAACAAAUCCCUUCUUCUCUCUGCCGCUAUAAUACAAGUUUACAGUGAUAGAGAAGUGAAGGGGGUGGCGCGUGCAUUAAACAGGAUGUCGGUGUAUGGCGGAAAUUCGGGGAUCGAUUCAGGGGGCGCGUGGAGUAAAAGAAGAGUGUUUGCAGGGAAUCAUAGGGUGAUGCUGAACAGAGACAGAGAUCGGUGUUCUUUGGGAGCAUUUGCGGUUCCGAAGGAGGGUACAAUCAUUAAAACACCGAAAGAGAUGGUUGACGAGGAACGUCCUCGAGUUUUCAAGGAUUUCGAUUUCAUGGACUUCGUCGAUUAUGCAAACUCAGAAGGUUCAUUGCAAAUUGACUCCUGUUUUCACAUGCUGCUCUACCAUGAAAAUACGGUAAAAAUUCAAAACGUAUUAAGCAUCAAUGACAGGCAUGAAACAGAUAGCUCUUCGUAA
Hibiscus syriacus is the source of this 1668-nucleotide messenger RNA. RefSeq names its product probable indole-3-pyruvate monooxygenase YUCCA4. Gene Ontology annotation, molecular function: NADP binding; flavin adenine dinucleotide binding; N,N-dimethylaniline monooxygenase activity. Bases 1 to 1668 code for a protein of 555 amino acids. Lineage: Eukaryota; Viridiplantae; Streptophyta; Magnoliopsida; Malvales; Malvaceae. The record is from RefSeq and is a predicted model, not a curated record. Gene Ontology annotation, biological process: auxin biosynthetic process. Gene Ontology annotation, cellular component: endoplasmic reticulum membrane. The transcript is spliced from 7 exons.